CGUCGACGGGGCUCCUAGUAUUGUAUAUAGAGAGGCUCGAGUCGAACGAUUCGGUCGUCUCUCUCCUCAUCCUCUCUCCAGGAGCUCCAGGGACUCGGUCUGCCAUUCUUUUCUUGUACGCCGUUCAAGCCGCCUUUCGUUCGCAUACUAUACUUGCCUUCCACCGACCUUGACGGUCUUUUUACACUGCCGCUGCUUUCAGAGAAGCCAAAGCCAGGAUCCAUUCCUUAUACUACAUUCCGAGUUCCGUUCCGAGGACCAACAAGCCCGUUUUUCCCACGACACCACAAGCAAACAACAACAACAACAACAACAACAAUGCAGCGCAUCGCCUUCCUCUCCAGCCUGCUGCCCCUGGUGGCUGCGCACGGCUUCGUCUCCGAGCCGCCGGUCCGUCGUCCGGGCGAGCAAUACAAGGCCACGUGCGGUGAUCAGCCCUUCUACCAGCAGAGCUCCGACAUCUACGGCAACGUCCAGGGCAUCCAGCAGGUGGUCGGCAACUCGGCGACGGAUGCCUGCAACCUCUGGCUCUGCAAGGGCUUUCUGCUCGAGGACAACCCGAGCAACGUGCAGAGCUACACGCCCGGCCAGAAGAUCGACUUCAAGGUCGAGAUCCGCGCGCCGCACACGGGCUACGCCAACGUGUCGGUGGUCAAGACGAGCACCAACACCAUGAUCGGCAGUCCGCUGAUCGAGUUCGAGAACUACGCGGCCAACUCGGGCGUCGCCGCCAACAACACCGCCUUCAGCGUCACCCUGCCCAGCUCCCUGGGCGGCGACUGCACCACCGCCGGCGACUGCGUGCUCCAGUGGUUCUGGAACGCCCCGGACAUCGACCAGACCUACGAGGCCUGCGUCGACUUCACCGUCAGCGGUAGCGGCUCGGGCCCGGCCCCGACGAGCGCUGCUGCUUCUUCGUCCGCCGCUGCCACCACAAGCGCGGCUGCUGUUACUUCCUCCGCCGCCGCCCCGGCCACCACAACAAGCUCGGCCCCUGCGUCGGAACCGACCGGCGAUGAUGACGAGGACUGCCCUGCCGACGACGGUGAGGAGGAUGAUGGCGAUGACGAGGACGAGUGCCCCGCAGACGACGACGACGAGGCCGUCGAGACGACUGCGCCCGUGGUGACUGCUACUCGCGCGCCCGGCGCCGCUGAGACGCAGCCCGCUGCGGGAGGCGCCGCUACCAGCACCAUCACCCAGGUUGUCACCUCGACUGUCACCACUGAGAGGCUCGUCACUGUGACAGCUCCCGCCACCGCGUGCAACUAAAAAAACUCUUUUUGUCUGACACUUGACCAAAAGACUUUUCGGGAGGUGGGGGGCUCAUGAGCCUGAUUGAUUGCACCAUUACAUUGUAAUGGUGUA
This is a messenger RNA of Chaetomium strumarium, 1368 nucleotides long. RefSeq lists its product as uncharacterized. Lineage: Eukaryota; Fungi; Ascomycota; Sordariomycetes; Sordariales; Chaetomiaceae. The transcript has a single exon. Bases 319 to 1272 code for a protein of 317 amino acids. The record is from RefSeq and is a predicted model, not a curated record.